Messenger RNA from Morchella sextelata, 1771 nucleotides. RefSeq lists its product as uncharacterized. The transcript has a single exon. Gene Ontology annotation, molecular function: catalytic activity. Lineage: Eukaryota; Fungi; Ascomycota; Pezizomycetes; Pezizales; Morchellaceae. The record is from RefSeq and is a predicted model, not a curated record. The annotation marks the transcript as partial.
AUGGGAGACUUCAACUGCCACCAUCAAAUGUGGUACGGAGUAACCUCACAUGAAUAUAGAAACAACAUUCGAGCAGACCGCGUCAAUGGUGCACGGCUAAAACAAUGGAUAACCCGACAGAAACUGACCCUCCUGAAUGAACCAGGAGUCUACACGCAUUUCCCUAGAGACAGAGGGAAAAGGCCCACAAUCAUCGACCUUACAUUUGUAAAAGGCCCAAUACUUGACCACAAUCUACGAUGGAGUACUGAACCCUACGGAGCGGGCUCAGACCACGGGAGAACCUCCGUCCAUCCACACCUGGAAAAACCACCCUUUGUACCAAGACGAAUGUGGCGACAAACAGACUGGAAGCUAUUGGAAAACCACAUAUCAAACCUUUCCCUCCCUGCAGAAGCAUGGGAAACCAAGGAACACACGGAACAAACUGUCGAAUUCUUCCUGGAACUGGUCAAGUCAACAAUCAACAUAGUCACGCCACUCUCGAAGGAGGGUGUAAGAGCUAACUCCUGGUGGUCAGACGAAAUGAAACAAAUGAAGGCAAGGGUAAACUCGGCAGAGAGGAAGGCGAGAAAUACAAGGAAACCCAACCAUGUGGAGGAGCACCGGAAGGCAUGCAGGGAAUGGACAGUCAUGAUCCGGAAAGCAAAAGCAGACCAGCGGGAAAAGACGAUGAACGAAGCGAAAGGUAGUGAGGUCUGGAGAGUCCUAAAUGUAGGAAGGAGAAGAGACACAAUCAUACCAACCAUACAAGGUGAAGAAACGUUUGCAGGGAAGUGUCAAGCCUUAAGAGCCCAACUCUUCCCCUCAAAACGGACGUCCCCCGACCAUCCCCCCCUAAACAUCAGACCCCCCUCUUUUGACCUUAGUAACACUUUCGACACAGUCACCCCCGAAGAACUCAGGAAAGCAAUCGACUCCUGCCCAAUGCACUCGGCGACCGGCCCGGAUGGCAUCCCCUAUAUCUUUAUCAAAGCAAUAGUUAAAGCGAACAUAACUCUAAUCCAAGACAUGUUCUCCGCUAUGCUUCGGCACGGAGUACAUCCAGCGGAAUGGAAAAUAGCAAAAUGCACCCCGAUCCCGAAACCCGGCAAGGCAAACUAUCAUGAAGCAAAAGCCUAUCGGCCCAUCUCCCUCCUACAAUGCUUCAGCAAAAUCCUGGAGAAAAUAGUGGCUCAAAGACUCUGCACCGCUGGAGAAAUCCUAGGCACACUCUCAGCGAAUCAAUUCGGAGGAAGACCAACCAUCUCAGCAAUCGACGCCCUUUUAAGAACCCUAACACCGGUACAACAAAACCUACUUUUGAAGAACAGCACCGGAGUCGCCCGGCGGGACAGACCAGCGAUCCUAACCAACGACAUCCAGGGAGCAUUUAACUGUGUAGACCACCUACUCCUCGCAGAAAUCAUGCACCAGCAAAAAUUCCCCACCUACCUAACAGAAUGGUGCAAGGAAUUCAACACCGGCAGAAAACUACAGUUCCAAUUUAACCAUGAACUAGAGGAACCACAGCCCUAUGAAUCUGGAGUCCCGCAAGGUAGCCCCAUGUCCCCGGUACUAUUUAUGAUCUAUGCCGGAGUAAUCCUGGACCCAACAAGCAGCCCGAAAGAGAUGGACACAACAUACACCGAUGAUGAUGCGCUGGUGCAAGUAUCCAAAACACCAGGGUUCAUAAUCAAAAGAAUGGAGGAACGAAUGAGAGAAAGACUAAUAAAAGCCGACCCACUCCAAAUCAAAUACGACCCGGAUAAAUCCGACCUGAUCUUCUUCC